This is a messenger RNA of Cyclopterus lumpus (lumpfish), 927 nucleotides long. RefSeq lists its product as uncharacterized. Gene Ontology annotation, molecular function: dioxygenase activity. The coding region runs from base 1 to 927 and encodes 308 amino acids. NCBI's taxonomy places the organism in Eukaryota, Metazoa, Chordata, Actinopteri, Perciformes, Cyclopteridae. The transcript has 7 exons. The record is from RefSeq and is a predicted model, not a curated record.
AUGAGCAUUCCCGUGGUGGACUUUUGCGCGUGCAGCCUGAGUGAGGAAGAGGUCGCUGGGGAGCAGAUCAUGCGCGAGCUGGGCAAAGAGCUGGAAUCAGCUUUCACUGAAGUUGGAUUCGUGUUUCUGGAGAACACCGGGAUCACCCAGGAGGAGGUGGAUCGCGUCAUGGCCAUAUCCAAGACCUUCUUCCUGCAGCCAGAAGAGGAGAAGCGACCCUUCGGCAGGAAAAGCUUCGCCGUCAAUCCCAACCACGGCUGGGUGCAAAUGGAGAGCGAGAGGUUGAAUCCGGAUCGCCCUGCAGACCUAAAGGAGUCGUUCAACAUUACUUCGAUUCGUCCUGACAUUAAAUGGCCAUCGGGCGCCGCCGAAGGGUUCCAGGAGAUCCAGACAUCUUUCUUCCGGCGCUGCAACGAGCUGAGUCUGCGGGUGCUGAGGGUGAUGGCCCUCAGCCUGGGUCUGGACCCGCAGGUGUUCCUGAGCGCGCACCGCUUUAUAGGAACUGAAGGGAACAACACGACGCUGCGUCCGCUGUACUACCCUCCGGUAAACCACGAGAAGGUGAAGGAGGAGCAGCUGCGGUGUGGGGAGCAUUCGGACUACGGCAGCAUCACGUUGUUGUUCAGCUGCUCCGGGGGUCUGCAGGUGCGGAGCCAUGCAGGUGAAUUCGUCGACGUUCCCUACGUCCCCGGAGCGGUCCUCAUCAACAUCGCCGACCUGAUGCAGCGCUGGACCAGCGACCACUUUGUCUCCGUGGCGCACAGAGUUUUGCUGCCCCCUGCUGGAGACUCCAGCACACGUCAGUCUCUGGCCUUCUUCGUCCAUCCGGACGACGAGGCCCUGAUCACCUGCUGCGACGGCUCCGACAGAUACCCUCCAGUGACCGGAAGAGACUACCUCCUCGAGCGGCUCAAGGGCUUGUAUUGA